Ylistrum balloti is the source of this 1352-nucleotide messenger RNA. RefSeq names its product 26S proteasome regulatory subunit 6B. Bases 3 to 1256 code for a protein of 417 amino acids. Gene Ontology annotation, cellular component: proteasome regulatory particle, base subcomplex. The record is from RefSeq and is a predicted model, not a curated record. The transcript is spliced from 9 exons. Gene Ontology annotation, molecular function: proteasome-activating activity; ATP hydrolysis activity; ATP binding. Gene Ontology annotation, biological process: proteasome-mediated ubiquitin-dependent protein catabolic process. NCBI's taxonomy places the organism in Eukaryota, Metazoa, Mollusca, Bivalvia, Pectinida, Pectinidae.
AGAUGGAAGAGAUCGGCUUAACACAAGAAAAGGAGGAUUCUACAGUCACAGAGUCCAGGCCGGGGACUUCACAGACGACUAGUCAUUUUGACUCACUUGAUGUAGAUGUGGAGGAUCUAUAUGUCAAAUACAAAAAAUUAAAACGACAACUAGAGUUUUUGGAGGUACAAGAAGAAUAUAUUAAAGAUGAACAGAAAAACUUGAAGAAGGAAUAUUUACAUGCCCAAGAGGAAGUAAAGAGAAUUCAGAGUGUGCCUCUGGUCAUUGGUCAGUUCUUAGAAGCUGUUGACCAAAACACAGGAAUAGUUGGAUCAACUACAGGUUCUAACUACUAUGUGAGGAUAUUGUCAACUAUUGACCGUGAGCUGUUGAAACCCUCAGCUAGUGUAGCAUUACACAAACACAGCAAUGCCUUGGUGGAUGUUCUGCCUCCUGAAGCUGACAGCAGCAUCACCAUGCUUUCAACAGAUGAGAAACCAGAUGUGCUGUACUCAGACAUAGGAGGUAUGGACAUACAGAAACAGGAGGUCAGGGAAGCUGUUGAACUGCCACUCACACACUUUGACCUGUAUAAACAGAUUGGAAUAGAUCCUCCGCGGGGUGUCCUCAUGUAUGGACCGCCUGGCUGUGGUAAAACUAUGCUGGCUAAGGCUGUUGCUCAUCACACUACAGCGGCAUUUAUCCGAGUCGUUGGAUCAGAGUUUGUACAGAAAUACCUGGGAGAGGGACCAAGGAUGGUUAGAGACGUGUUCAGACUAGCGAAGGAGAAUGCACCAGCCAUUAUCUUUAUAGACGAAAUUGAUGCCAUUGCUACGAAACGUUUUGAUGCCCAAACUGGAGCUGACAGAGAGGUACAGAGGAUUUUGCUUGAGCUAUUGAACCAGAUGGAUGGCUUUGACCAAACUGUUAAUGUUAAGGUAAUCAUGGCUACCAAUCGAGCAGAUACAUUAGAUCCUGCCCUUCUACGUCCUGGUCGUCUGGAUAGGAAAAUUGAGUUCCCAAUUCCAGACAGACGACAGAAACGUCUCAUUUUCUCCACCAUCACCAGUAAGAUGAAUCUUAGUGAAGAAGUUGAUCUUGAAGACUACGUCGCCCGACCUGACAAAAUCAGUGGUGCUGACAUCAACGCAAUCUGCCAGGAGGCUGGUAUGCAAGCUGUGAGAGAGAACCGAUACAUUGUGUUAGCUAAAGACUUUGAAAAAGGAUAUAAGAAUAAUAUAAAGAAGGAUGAAACCGAGCAUGAAUUCUACAAGUAGUGACACUGGACCAGAGAUAGAGAUUUCUACAACAUCAGUGGAAGGGUGACCCUCAAAGUGCUGCAUAUUUACUUCAUUAAAUAAUUCAUUUCAUAA